This is a messenger RNA of Macadamia integrifolia, 2537 nucleotides long. RefSeq names its product cytochrome c-type biogenesis protein CcmE homolog, mitochondrial-like. Gene Ontology annotation, biological process: cytochrome complex assembly; protein-heme linkage. The transcript is spliced from 2 exons. NCBI's taxonomy places the organism in Eukaryota, Viridiplantae, Streptophyta, Magnoliopsida, Proteales, Proteaceae. The record is from RefSeq and is a predicted model, not a curated record. Gene Ontology annotation, molecular function: heme binding. The annotation marks the transcript as partial. Gene Ontology annotation, cellular component: plasma membrane.
GCUCCUACUGAAGCUCGGUUUUCCGGUCAAGUAAUCUGCUUCUCUCUUUUUCCCUCUUUUUCUCCUUCGAGGGAUUUGGAGAAUUUCCAAUGGCUUCCAGGCUUUGCUUGCGAUUUGGAUCUCGUCUUCGUAGCACUCUCUGCAAUUCUCUGUCGAUCGGGGCUCCCUUUCUUUGCCAUUAUCGAAUCUCCACUUUUAAUUACUUCUCCUUCUGCUAAUCUUUCUAUUGCCCCUGUCGAAUUGCCCUUCUCAACUGCUGGAUUCCGAUAUCUAUUGACCCUCCGUCGCCAACCAGUUCCCAAACGAACAGUCGAUAUUGGUGCCAGAGCUCGUCAGCUUCAGAACCGCCGGCUUUGGACUUACGCACUUUACUUUCAGUUGCGUUGCCGGUUUCAUUGUGACUGUCAUAAACAAUUUCCAGGACCAGUUGGUCUUCUAUGUCACCCCAACAGAUGCCAUGGAGAAGUAUCUGGCAAACCCAUCGAAGAGCAAGUUCAGGUUAAGUGGAUUGCUUGUCGAAGGAAGCGUCACUCAGCCCGCUCUGGGAUGGAGUUUGUAAUCACAGACUUGAUCACGGAUAUCUUGGUACGGUACGAGGUUUCACUUCCUGAUUUGUUUAGGGAAGGGCACUCUGCAAUUGUUGAGGGAUUCGUUCGUCUAUUUACGGAUGAGACAAGGGAGGAGUUGUCUUCGGCCGGGAAGCAUGUUUCUGCGAAGGCUAGGAGUGGGGAUUGUUACUUUGCUGCAGCUGAGGUGCUCGCUAAGCAGGACUAGAAGUAUAUGCCACAGGAGGUCGCGGGCCAUAGAGAGGAAUAAAGCUCAAACAGAGGCCGCAUCCGAGCAAGGAAGAGCCAGUGUGAGUUGAUUCCAAGGUAACAAUUCUUUUGCAAGCUAUAUUGUCCUUACUACAGAGUAAUGGGUCAGUAGCUAGUUAAUGAUAGUGUAAAAGUGUAGUUUUAGAUGGCAAUAUAUGUCUACUGGAGAGGAGAGGCAUGGUUUUUUAUCACACACAGUUGUUUUUUCAUUUUUGUUAUUAUAAUGCGGAAUCCAAUGUUUCUGCUCUCCUCAUUCUUUUUUUGUCUGGACAAAACAAGCAAGACAAUAUAUGACUAGUUCCUAAUUGCUAAUGAAAUAAAAAGGAUGUUGUUCUCAGAAGGUGUUUUUGCACACUUGUUUGUGAUUUGCAAUGAGGAACCUUGUGAAGACUUUGUUGUUUUGGUUGGAACACAUCUUGUAAUAUGCUUGUUCAAGAACAGCUUUAUGAUCAAUAUUUAUUUGAGAUCCUGAUUGUGUUCUUGAGACAAAUCAUUUGGCAUUAGGCUUGUGAUUUAUGUUUUUUCAAUUAAUAUAUGAAGCCGUAAAAAGUUUUUAUUUUUUUUAUUAUAUAUAUAUAUAUUUAAACUCAGUGUUAAGUAAAUAGACAGUUGUACAUGCUACACAGACCAAGAAUGAAUCUCCUAUAAUGCUGUUCUAUUGACCUAGAAUUUAGAUAAGAUAAUACAUGGGUUAUCUAGAAUGAUAAAAGGCUCACAUCUUCCAAUUUAGAAGGUAUGAUUAAUUGGAUGGGGUACUGUGAUACCCUACUUUCUAAACCCAGUCUAAUUAACUGCAUUAACUUGGUUUGAUCAUAUAGGGGUUGAACCGGAAAGAACCGACGUAGGUACCAUAUGGAAUGUGGUAGCAAGAGUGACCUUGAACUCGGGUUGGCCUGACAUGACCAAACGGGUACCAAGGGUAAUAUGUGCACCCAAGCCUUGCACUUGCAAGCACCACGAGGCCAAGUACAGAAAGGAAAUAUAUGUACUAGUAUUGGCGGGUGCCAAUAUAAUCUAAUAUUAUGUGGGGGGGUUUAUGCCCACCUGAGAUAGCCCACCUGAGAUUAUACCCACAUGAGAUUUAAUCCACCUGAGAUAUACCCACCUGAGAUAUAUCUACCUGAGAUCUAGCCCACCUGAGAUAGCCCACCUGAGAUUAUACCCACCUAAGAUAGCCCACUUGAGAUAUACCCACCUGAAAUUAUACUCAUCUGAGAUUUAAUCCAUUUGAGAUAUACCCACCUGAGAUUUAGCUCACCUGAGAUAACCCACCUGAGAUAGCCCACUUGAGAUAUACCCACCUGAGAUAUACCCACCUGAGAUUUAACCCACCUGAGAUAUACCCACUUGAGAUUAUACCCACCUGAAAUAUACCCACCUGAGAUAUAUCAACCUGAGAUUUAACCCACCUGAGAUAUACCCACAUGAGAUUUAGAAGAUAUUUUGGGGGCCCAAGUAUAAAAGGGGGAGACAUUAACUGUCUUUUCCCUCAUUAAUUUUAGUUGGUCGAUGGGAGAGUAAAGAAGAGAGAGAAAGAAGAAUAAAGGAAAAGAGGAAGAAGAAGAAGAAAGAAAAAGAAAAAUCGACCGUAGAGCUUCAUCGGAGCUGGGUCUUGGUAUUCUGAGCCCAGAUUUAUGAUUAGCUCGUUGAGGUCUUCGAUUUGAGGAUUUAGAAGGAGUAUUGGUGAAGAUCUAGAGUAUUUGGAGGUUCUUGAGCAAAAGA